Molecule: messenger RNA, 171 nt
Organism: Sphenostylis stenocarpa
Lineage: Eukaryota; Viridiplantae; Streptophyta; Magnoliopsida; Fabales; Fabaceae
Source: the annotation of a GenBank genome assembly
AUGAAUGAUCCAAGAGAUUCUUUCUAUAUUCAUCAUUUGCAUGCACACGGAAAAUACGAUUGCACCACCGUGCGCAUUCUUCUCGAUGGUGGCAGUUCUGACAACUUCAUUCAGAUGGAGAAGAUUCCGAAAAGGAAAUCUCAAUCCAAUCGCUGGGUGAAUAACGAGUGA